AUGAGCGACCUUGACGAUUUACUUAAUUCUCUUAAUGAUACACCUUCAACUAACCAACAAAAUACUCAACAAGAUGAACUUGAUGAUGUACUUAAUGCAUUAAAUGAUAUGGUUGAAAAGAAAGAUACAAAUAAACAAAAGAAGGAAGAUGACUUAGACGAUUUAUUAGACUCCCUUGACGCUAAACCAAAGGAACCAAUAAAACCAAAAAAAGCAGAUGAUUUAGAUGAUUUGUUAAAUAGUUUAGACGAGAAACCAAAACCUACUUCAUCUCAAUCUUCUACUAAAGUCACUACUAAGUCUACUCCUAAAAAAGACGAUUUAGAUGAUUUAUUAGAUGGCUUGGAAGAUAAGCCAAAACCUGUUGCUCAACCAACACCAAAGAAAGAUGAUUUAGAUGAUUUAUUAGAUGGUUUAGAUGAUAAACCAAAACCAACUCCACAACCAGCACAUAAAAAGGAUGAUUUGGAUGAUUUAUUGGAUGGUUUAGAUGAUAAGCCAAAAGCUACCACUAAACCAAAAGCUGCACCAAAAGACGAUUUAGAUGAUUUAUUGGAUGGUCUUGAUGCUCCUACAAAACCAGUUAAUAAUAAACCAGCACCAAAGAAAGAUGAUUUAGAUGAUUUAUUAGAUGGGUUGGAAGAUAAACCAAAACCUGCUACUAAACCAAAAGCUGCACCAAAAGAUGAUUUAGAUGAUUUAUUAGAUGGUAUUGAUUCUACAACACCAAAAAGACAAUCCAACGCACCAGUACCAAUUACAGCUGUUAUAAAUGAAGAUCCAAAUAUUUGUGCUGAAUGUGGACAACCAUUAGGACCACAAAGAAUUACAGCACUUGGAAAGAGCUAUCACCCAGAUCAUUUUGUAUGUAAGAAUUGUAAAAAGCCAUUAGGAACUAAUCCAUUUCAUAAUGUUGAAAAUUCACCAUAUUGUAAAGAUUGUUUCAUUGCUAAAUUUGCUAAAAUAUGUGCACGAUGUGGCAAACCAAUUACUACUAAUUGUGUCAGUGCAUUAGGAAAAACAUAUCACUCUGAAUGUUUUGUUUGUACAAAAUGUAGUAAACCUUUCCCAACACCCUCAUUCUUCCAAAAAGAUGGUAACCCAUAUUGUGAAGAAUGUUAUAAAGAAGAGUGUGCAGCUAAAUGUUCUAAUUGUGGUAAACCAAUUAUUGGAUCAUCUUUAAGUGCUCUUGGAAAGAAAUAUCAUCCAGAAUGUUUUGUUUGUUCAGUUUGUAAAGCACCAUUCCCAAGAGGACAAUUUUAUAACCUCGACGGUAAACCUGUUUGUGCUGAACAUUAUUCUAGUCAUGUAACAUCUACAAAUAUUUGUGGAAGAUGUGGUAAAUCAAUUGCACCAGGUGUUAGUUUUAUUUCUGCUAUGGGUCAAAAAUUCCAUCCAGAACAUUUUGUUUGUUCAUUUUGUGUCAAUCCUCUUACUGAAUCUUCUUUUAAAGAAAAUGGUGGAAAACCAUAUUGUUUCACUUGUUAUGGUAAACUUUUUGGUUAA
Molecule: messenger RNA, 1506 nt
Organism: Entamoeba dispar SAW760
Lineage: Eukaryota; Evosea; Mastigamoebida; Endamoebidae
Product: Paxillin, putative
Exons: 1
Coding region: 1-1506 (501 amino acids)
Biological process (GO): muscle structure development; actin cytoskeleton organization
Cellular component (GO): adherens junction; filamentous actin; stress fiber
Molecular function (GO): muscle alpha-actinin binding; actin binding
Source: RefSeq, a predicted model, not a curated record